UAUAAAUGGACUGGGCACCUCCCUCCAGUGCUGAGUCCUCCACACGCCCUGCCUCCUGGUAACAGCCCCCGGGGCUUAUCUACUAGAACCUUCUGCUGCCGGGAAGCCAGCGAGGGAGCUGCAGGAAGAGGUCGUCAUGGAGGACAGCCCCACCAUGAUAAAACGGGACCGGGGUGAGAGCCAGGCCUCGCCAUGUAACAGGAGAAGGUGCUGCCCCAAGGUGCUUGGCUAUGUCACCGGUGACAUGAGGGAAUUUGCCAGCUGGCUCAAAGUUCUACCCACCUCGUGUCUUCCAGAUAAACCACAGGUGCUCCAGUUCCUUGACUGGGUCCUUCGGGGCAUAUCCCAAGUGGUGUUUGUCAGCAAUCCCAUCAGCGGGAUCCUGAUUGUGGUGGGCCUCCUGGUCCAGAACCCCUGGUGGGCUCUCAACGGCUGCCUGGGGACAGUGGUCUCCACCCUGACAGCUCUACUGCUCAGCCAGGACAGGUCGGCCAUUGCAGCCGGGCUCCAGGGUUACAACGCCACGCUGCUAGGCAUACUCACGGCUGUCUUCUCAGACAAAGGAGAUUAUUUCUGGUGGCUUCUGUUCCCUGUAUCUCUUAUGUCCAUGACUUGCCCAAUUUUCUCAAGUGCACUGAGCUCAAUGCUCUGCAAGUGGGACCUCCCCGUCUUCACCUUGCCCUUCAACAUGGCGCUGUCACUGUACCUCUCAGCCACGGGUCACUACAACCUGUUCUUCCCCACCAAGUUGUUCACUCCUGUGACCUCGGUCCCUAACGUUACCUGGUCUGACCUCAGUGCCCUGAAGCUGUUGAGAUCUCUGCCGGUCGGUGUGAGCCAGAUAUAUGGUUGUGAUAACCCAUGGACGGGAGGCAUCUUCCUCUGCGCCAUCCUGCUCUCCUCCCCACUCAUGGCCCUGCACGCUGCCAUUGGGUCACUGGUGGGGAUCGCAGCAGGACUCAGCCUCUCAGCUCCAUUUGGCAACAUCUACUUUGGCCUCUGGGGAUUCAACAGCUCUCUGGCCUGCAUUGCAAUUGGAGGAAUGUUCAUGGCGCUCACUUGGCAAACCCACCUGCUGGCUCUAGCAUGCGCGCUGUUCACUGCCUACCUCACAGUCAGCAUGUCGCACCUGAUGGCAGUGGUAGGACUGCCGGCUUGUACCUGGCCCUUCUGCUUGGCCACCCUGCUCUUCCUCUUGGUGACCACAAAGAACCCCAACAUCUACAGAAUGCCCCUGAAUAAAGUCACAUAUCCUGAAGAGAAUCGCAUCCACUACCUGCAAGUCAGGAAAAGGAUUGUGGAGAGUCCUUUGUGAGCACAGCCCUGCUCACUGCCAUGGUCAAGGGCAUUUCUGACCACCUGCCCUAGUGGACUCUUGGGGUCUCAGCCUGAUGGUGCCCUUACUAGUAUCAACUUUCACACUGACCCACUGGUGGUCUGCUCUUAACACUCACUGUCUGUUCUUCUCUCAGGCUCCAGGAACACCCCAAGACUGGAAGGUGCCCAUGUAGCGAAUGUGCUCUGACCAUGUGAUCUUAAACUCUGGCGGGGUCUUGGCACUGAGUUUAUGAUGUAUUUCUGAAAGCAGAACCUCCUACCAAAAGAGGAAGUGAGACUGGAGCUAAUUAUCAAUGUUCUUGAUGUGUGUUUGGCAAGGUGACAGUAACAGUAUUAAAACUUAAGCCUUAAGAGAACAGAUCCACAGACACCAAGUCACUUCAGCGUUCUCAGAUGCACAGUCUGGCUUGAGAGAAAUUAGUGCAUGUUACACAUUACAGCCACAGUCAACACUGCAGACGGAGAGCCAGGCACCUGCCACCAUGUGUGUGGCCUCCCUUACAGGAAGUGUUUGGCUUUGUCUUCAGACUGAUGGGGCUGUAGGCAGAGUAAGGGAUCUGAUCCAUCACAAUGACUCUCUCUUAGGUAGUUUGUUGUUUGUUUUUUCUUACGAUAGGAGAUUUUGUUUUCUUCAGUGGUUUAACUGGCUUAACCAGUUGCUAGAAACUAAAGGGGGGGAAAUGCAUUUUAAUAAAAGAGUCAGCUAAACCACUUUUACUUUGUUUCCCAAGUUGAUUUUGUAAAUGUCAUAUAUGUGUGUGGAAUCAAGUCAUCACCAUUCAGGGACCCCUUGAAGUCAGCUUUUUAAUCCAUUUCAGGAUAACUUACACAUUUUCAAGACCGAAGAACAAGGCCAGCUGCUCCUGAGUGCGGAGAAGUUGUUGCGUGUCCUGCUUUUGAAAGUUCUGCACACUCAUCAUAUUCUCACUCAGAAACCCAAUGGCAUUGGGUUGUCAGGAGUCAUGACAUCACUUCCUAUGUCUCUCUGUGCAAAAUAGGCUUCGUGGCUUUUCCAACAUCCCAAUAUCUAAACCAGAAAAUACAGAUCAAUGGUUCUGUUCUUUCAAUUUUAAAGUCAUGGGUUCUAUAAAGACUCAACAACCAGGCCUGUUGGAGAUGGAGACUUAGCGCCAUCACCUCAGCCUUCACCAUUCUGCACCUUUGGGAAAGGGAAGCUCUGGAAUCCAACAGGUCUCACCUCUGUUGCGUCUACAAUGCUCAGCACAAAACACUUGAUUUGCUGAGCAGAAAUAGAAGAAGAAACAAGUGCACGGAUAUUCUAGAGGGAGGUCCACUUCAUCCUCUUCUUGGGGAAACAAAUUUCACUUCAAUUUUAAAACCCUAUGUCCAACUCUUUUGAACCCAUGAAGCUACAAUUGUCACAGAUCCAUGUAUAUUCCUGUGUAAAAACUGAACUUUCAGUGUUUGAACUGAAUUUUCUCCUGUGAAGGAAUUUAUGGAAUAAAGGAGGGAAGGUGACAGAGAAGCAAACUGACCAGAGAUGACCGGCACUGCAGAACCUGGGUCCUGUCAAGUGAAAACGAAACUCUAAGAUGGUCGCAAGUCCAUGUUCAGAGCAGAGUUCUAAUUUCUCUUCCUCCCUGUGUGCUCACAGCUCUGUAAAUAGGAGCAUUUCAAAGCUGUAUAUUAUCUAACUUAAAUGGAAAUAAUUUUCUCAAACUAUUUUUGUUACUGAGUACAAUGUAAAAGUAAGGAUUUUAUUCAUUUUCUUAGGAAACAACUGUGCUCUUUCCUGCUGUCUGCAUAACAGAUUUCUUUAUAAGAAUACGAAUAAAUUACAGUCACAGCUCA
Messenger RNA from Erinaceus europaeus (western European hedgehog), 3150 nucleotides. RefSeq names its product urea transporter 1. The coding region runs from base 137 to 1315 and encodes 392 amino acids. The transcript is spliced from 9 exons. Gene Ontology annotation, cellular component: membrane. The record is from RefSeq and is a predicted model, not a curated record. Lineage: Eukaryota; Metazoa; Chordata; Mammalia; Eulipotyphla; Erinaceidae. Gene Ontology annotation, biological process: urea transmembrane transport. Gene Ontology annotation, molecular function: urea transmembrane transporter activity.